Messenger RNA from Zerene cesonia (dogface butterfly), 1457 nucleotides. It is a transcript of the gene CPG24, whose product is annotated as repetitive proline-rich cell wall protein. The record is from RefSeq and is a predicted model, not a curated record. The transcript is spliced from 2 exons. The coding region runs from base 70 to 1155 and encodes 361 amino acids. Lineage: Eukaryota; Metazoa; Arthropoda; Insecta; Lepidoptera; Pieridae.
GGGACACUAUAAAGCGUGCUCGAACAAUUUUACCAGCACCAACCGGUCUUCGACGACGAAGACAGCAACAUGAAAUUAACGGUUGUAUUAGUUGCAUCGCUGGCCGUGGUGGCCCUUGCCACCGAGGAGAAGGGAAAGAGCGCUGCCACAGAAGAAAAGAAGCAGGACAAACGAGGCAUUUACGAUACCGGCUCUUACGGCGGAGGUUACCAGAUCGGUGAUGGUGGGCACGGGGGCUAUGGUGGCAGCAGCCACGGCUUCAGCAGUGGAGACUUCAGCGGUCAUGGUGGUGAAUUCGGAGGCGUCUCCAGCGACUCCUGGAAACCAAUCCAAAGCGACCACGGACACCAUCAUCACGUCAAGACCAUCGAAGUGAUCAAGAAAGUCCCCGUCCCGUACACCGUCGAGAAGCACGUUCCAUACACUGUUGAAAAGAAAGUACCUUAUGAAGUCAAAGUGCCCUAUCCCCAGCCUUACACCGUCGAAAAGAAGGUGCCAGUUACCGUCAAGGAGUACGUCAAAUACCCCGUCUACGUUCCCGAACCUUACACAGUUGAAAAGAAAGUGCCUUAUGAAGUCAAGGUCCCCGUCGACAAGCCUUUCGAAGUCAAAGUAAAAGUGCCAACUCCUUACACUGUUGAAAAGAAAGUGCCCUAUGAAGUUAAAGUACCCUAUCCCCAGCCCUACACCGUUGAAAAGAAAGUUCCCGUCCCCGUGAAAUACGAAGUGAAAGUUCCCCAGCCCUACGAAGUCGUUAAGAAGGUGCCUUAUGAAGUCAAGGUCCCAGUAGACAGGCCUUACCACGUGUACGUCGAGAAGCCUUACCCAGUGUCCGUCGAAAAGCCUUACCCCGUCACAGUACACAAGCCUGUCCCCUACGAAGUUAAGGUUCCAGUCGACAAGCCUUACAAGGUGGAGGUGGAGAAGCCCUACCCAGUUCCAGUCAAGGUGCUCGUGCCCAAACCUUAUGACGUGUACAAGAAGUUCCCCUACACCGUUGAGAAGAAGGUCCCCUAUGAAGUUAAAGUGCCCAUUGACAAGCCAUACCCCGUGUACAAGGAAGUCCCAGUGCCCCUCGUCAAGGAGGUCCCAUACCCCGUCAAAGUCCACGUCCCAGUACAUCUGAAGAAAGAAGAGCACCACGGCUGGCAUUAAACAGCAAUACAAAUUAGGUCUCACACCAGUACCUUAUAGGUUAAGUUCGAAAUGUGAUCAUUUAGUAUUCGUAGUGUGUAUGUAAAUUAGAGAUUUUGAUGCUUCCAGAACGUUCUGGAAGCGUGAAAAGUCUUUGUGAUUGAUUAUAUUUAUCAAACGCAAUUCCCAACUUGAAUGUCGUGUAUAGAAAUCUAAAGAAUGAUCUGUUAUUACUUGUUUAUGCUUUGUUUUAUGUAUUUGCGAAAGAGAUACUUUUGCAAUUACCUUACGUUGAGGCUGAUAUAAUAAAAAAAUUAUAAAUA